AUGAAUGACGAAGACAUUUCGACACUCUUAUGGCGGUUAGAAAAUGGAGAGGUAUCAGAAGAUGAAAGUGAUCUAGACGAGGAUGCCUUAGACUAUUAUGAUAAUGUCGGUGAGUUGCAAGCAGAUCUUGAAAGAGAGAACCAAAUACUAGAAGAAAUAUUGACCGAAAAUGAUGGGACAGCCCCUGAUCCUCCACUAAUAUUUGAUGAACUAGUAGAAAACCAGCCCCAUUCCAACGCCACUCCUAGUUUACGGGAUUUGAUAUGGAAAAAGAAGAAUUUGGAUUUGGUGGAUCAGGCUUUUACAUUUCUUGGAUGUACUGACUACCCUCCGAUUAUUAUGAAUUUAUCUACUCCUUAUCAGUAUUUUUCAUACUUUUUUGAUGAAAGUUUACUCGCAAGAAUCGUUACUGAAUCUAAUAAAUAUGCCAUACAAAAAAAAUAUUAA
Molecule: messenger RNA, 447 nt
Organism: Parnassius apollo (apollo)
Lineage: Eukaryota; Metazoa; Arthropoda; Insecta; Lepidoptera; Papilionidae
Source: the annotation of a GenBank genome assembly